This is a messenger RNA of Numida meleagris (helmeted guineafowl), 2814 nucleotides long. It is a transcript of the gene STXBP3, whose product is annotated as syntaxin binding protein 3. The coding region runs from base 80 to 1855 and encodes 591 amino acids. Gene Ontology annotation, cellular component: plasma membrane; secretory granule. Gene Ontology annotation, biological process: intracellular protein transport; vesicle-mediated transport; neurotransmitter secretion. The record is from RefSeq and is a predicted model, not a curated record. The transcript has 19 exons. Gene Ontology annotation, molecular function: syntaxin binding. NCBI's taxonomy places the organism in Eukaryota, Metazoa, Chordata, Aves, Galliformes, Numididae.
GGCGGGCACGGCUCGCGCGGGCCGGCACCGCCUCUGAAGAGGGCGCGGCCGGGAGUGGAGGGGUGGGACUGUGAGCAAGAUGGCGCCGGCGGUGCGGGGGCUGAAGAGUUUGGUGUGGCAGAAGCUGAAAUCUGCAAUAUUUGAUGACUGCAGGAAGGAGGAUGAAUGGAAGGUAAUUCUUUUAGAUGAUUACACUACUAAAUUACUGUCACUGUGCUGCAAAAUGACUGAUCUACUGGCAGAGGGUAUCACAGUGGUGGAGAACGUGUAUAAAAAUCGGGAGCCUGUUCCACACAUGAAAGCAAUAUAUUUCAUAACUCCAACCAAAAAGUCUGUAGAUGGUCUGAUUGAUGACUUCAUCAGCAAAUCAUCCAGCAAAUACAAAGCAGCAUACGUCUAUUUCACUGAUUCUUGCCCCGACAACCUCUUCAAUAAAAUUAAGUCUUCCUGCGCCAGAUCAAUAAGGAGAUGCAAGGAAAUCAGUAUUUCCUUUUUCCCAUAUGAGUCUCAGGUAUUUACUCUGAAUGUCCCAGAUGCAUUCUACUGCUGUUACAGUCCAACUCUGGAAAAGACAAAGGAUAAAGAUGCUGUGAUGGAGACAAUGGCUGAACAAAUUGUUACCUUGUGUGCCACUCUAGAAGAGAAUCCAGGAGUACGAUGUAAAAGCUCACCGUCAGAUAAUGCCAGCAAACUUGCCCAGCUUGUUGAAAAAAAACUUGAGAACUACUACAAAACUGAUGAGCAAAGCCAAAUAAAGGCUAAAACCCACUCACAAUUAAUAAUAAUCGAUCGUGGCUUUGACCCAGUAUCAACUGUCCUUCACGAACUCACGUUCCAGGCAAUGGCGUAUGACCUACUACCAAUUGAGAAUGAUACUUACAAAUACAAAGCAGAUGGGAAGGAAAAGGAAGCGAUUCUGGAAGAAGAUGAUGAGCUCUGGGUGAAGAUUCGGCACAAGCAUAUUGCGGAUGUAAUUGAGGAAAUAUCUAAGUUGUUGAAAGAAAUUUCAUCCAAGAAGAAAGCAACAGAAGGAAAAUUAACGUUAUCCAGUCUGGCCCACUUAAUGAAAAAGAUGCCGCAGUACCGUAAAGAGAUUACUAGGCAAGUUGUUCAUCUCAAUAUAGCAGAAGACUGCAUGAGCAAGUUCAAAGCUAACAUAGAAAGGCUUUGUAAAACUGAACAGGACUUGGCUCUUGGAACUGACGCAGAAGGCCAAAAAGUGAAAGACUCAAUGAGAGUCCUCCUUCCAGUUCUGCUCAGCAAAAGUCAUGACAGCUAUGACAAAAUUAGAGCUAUUCUCCUGUAUAUCUUCAGCACAAAUGGAACUACCCAGGAGAACUUGGACAAACUGAUCCAGAAUGUACAAAUAGAAAGUGAUAGUGAUAUGAUAAGAAACUGGAGAUACCUUCAUGUUCCUAUUAUCUCUUCAUCAGCUGUUGAGCAACAAAAACAACCGAGAAGGGACCGUUCCUCAGAAGAAACGUUUCAACUCUCUAGGUGGACGCCUCUUAUCAAAGAUGUUAUGGAGGAUGCUAUAGAAAACAAACUGGAUUCAAAAGAAUGGCCUUACUGUUCCCAGUGUCCUCCUACCUGGAACGGUUCAGGAAUAGUGAGCGCUCGCCAGAAACCUAAAGCUAGUUACCAAGAUGAGCGGAAGAGCAGUGCGAGAUUGAUUGUAUUUGUGAUUGGAGGAAUUACACAUUCUGAGAUGCGCAGCGCUUAUGAAGUUUCUCAAGCUUACAAGUCCUGUGAAGUUAUCGUUGGUUCUACGCAUAUUUUGACACCUAGAAGACUACUGGAUGAAGUCAAGAGCCUUAGUAAACCGAAGGAUACGGUCUGCGUUAAGGAUGAGUAGGAAUGAUGAUGCUUAAGAUGCAUUUGGCAAUGACAAAUAGUGUCUAAUGUGUACAUAUUCUUACAUAGCUGACUUCUCCAGUGAGUGCACUGGGACACAAUAUGUUUCUGACUAAUGGAAUGUCACUUUAAAUUAUAAAGUUGCUGCUUUUUUGGGGGGAAAUAGAAGACAGAAGGGGGAAAAAAAAAUCAAUGUGUGCUUUUACAAAAGGUUAUGUUCAUCCCUAAUAAAUUAUAUAAAAGUUAUUGUGAUUAUAUAUAAACUCUGAUUGCUUUAGAAAACUGUGAAACCUUUUUCUAAUAGUUUCUAAAAAUGAUUGAAUUAAAAAGGGUCUAACCACUUAAAGGCUUCAGAAGAAAGUUUGUGAAAAGAAGUGAUAAAAUAUUCCACGUAUGUGCAAUGUCUCUAAAUUUUUCUCUGUAAAACAACUCAUUGGAAACAUGAAUUGUAUGUCAUUGUGGAAAUGCUUUUUUUCAGAUGGUAGCGGGUAAGGUAGAAAUAUAAUCAUGCACGUAUCAAGCAGUUCGAAUUUCAUUAAAAAGCUUUGGAGAAAUGCUGUUAAUUGUGGACCGAAGUACACUUAAUUCCUGUACAUACUUAAAUAUAACCAAAGCUUUUCAAAAAUAAUUUCUUAGAAUCUUCCUGUUUAUGUCUACGUGGUCCAUCUGUUUAAGAAAUGAAAUUGCCUAUGACAGUUACUGUUUUACUAGCUCCCAAACAGUGUUUAAAAAAAAAAAAGCUGAAAUAGUGGGGGGAGAGGGGGAAGAGAUGAGAGAGAAGAAGGGAAGCAACAUGGUUAGUCUUUGGCAGGACUCAAUGUUUUAAUUAAGACAAGAGCAAACUAUGACCCAAACCUGAUCUAUUCAGAGAAGUUACUGUUCUCUUAUUCCUGUAUAUAAAUAUAUCAGUUUGUGUUGAAGUGGAUCAAAUAAAUUGUAUUAAUUCUGCAAUACUGCUAA